AUGUCUUUCCCGCAUCCAAAGGAUUUCCAAGCUGUCCCUCGGCGCAAGACGGAAGAGGAUAUUCGUGACGGCUACAAGCGCAUCAAGGACAUUUACAUUCCCACCAGAGAUGACUCUGUGAUCUGCUGCAACGUUUACUUGCCCUUGCGCGACAAUCCUGAGAAGUUCCCCGUCCUUCUCACUUUGGGUCCUUAUGGCAAGGACAUUCACUUCUCUGAAUUUGGCCUGCCUCACACUGACAUGUAUUCAAACAUGGCUAAGGCUAUUGAGCCACUCGGGCCAGAUGCAUGCUUUGAAACUCCGGACCCAGUCAUUUGGUGCAAGGAUCAUAGUUAUGCUCUCGUAAGAUGCGACGUCCGAGGGUCAGGUGGUAGCCCUGGCGUCCUUGAUCCCUUCGGCAUUGGUCGGACAGACCUCAUCGGUGAUGACUCUGAAGGAAAUGACGCGUAUGAUAUAGUUCAAUGGGCUGGUACCCAGGAAUGGUCAAAUGGCAAGGUCGCCAUGUGUGGUAUCAGUUACUUUGGCAUGUCCUGUUACUGGGCAGCGAUGCAUCAACCACCCCAUCUCGCAGCUAUCGUUCCAUAUGAGGCCUUGACGGAUCUAUACAGAGAUAAGCAUUGGUUCAACAACAUCAUCGUUCCUCAACAGUACGGAAAAAUUGAAGGUCUCAGUGAUGAGCAGUUGUUCAAGCAGCAUUUUGACUACGAAACCCUCGCCCGUCACUGGAUCUGGCGUAGCGAGGGUCCUUGGCCUGUGUUUGACCGCACUAGAGAUUUGUCUAAGAUUAAGGUUCCAAUCCUCACUGCAGGUAACUGGAUGGACUCUGAGGUGCAUCUUCCUGGAAAUCCAACCUCAUUCGAGAGGGCAUCUUCAGAAUGGAAAUUUCUUGAGAUGCAUACUGGUAAUCAUCUGGCUGCUUACUAUGACCCCGUACAGAUCGAGAGACAACUUAAGUUCCUUGACUACUUUCUCAAAGGCAAGACGGAAAACAGGCUAGAAUAUUCCCCUCGAAUUGACCUACUUAUCCGCCGAGGUACGCACUACUUCUAUCGGACGGAGAGAUCCUGGCCACCGAAAGACGCCACCUACACGCCUCUCUAUCUGGCUCUAAACGAGACGCUGUCUUUCGAGCAAUACAGUCCUUCCUCCAAAAAUGAAGCGAUUACGUAUUCCGGCCUAUCAGGCAAGGCUUUCUUUGAGACUGCGCCUAUGAAGGAGAACUUUGAGAUCUUAGGUUACCCUUUCCUCGAACUGACUGUAUCCACCGACGCGCAGGAGAUGGACAUCUUUGUUUACUUCCAUGUCAUUGAUCCAGAGGGCAAGAAGCUCGUUUUUCGCGGCAACCACGACGAGCCUGCCGUGUCCUUUGUUCGAAGCUGGUUCCGUCUGUCUCACCGAAGGCUGUGUAACACAUCAACCUCAGAGAAGCCAAUCUUAGAUCAAAUGAAGCCGGCACUGAUUGAGAAGAACGAGUAUUACGAUGUCAAAAUUCCGAUUCCACCAACCUCCAUUAUUAUUGAACCGGGUCACAGGCUCGCUAUUGCAUUGCGUGCCAGCGACGAGGAGGAGAUUAUUCCUCCUAUGCGCCAUGUCGGUCCGGACAGGCCAGAGAAUCUUCUCUCUGGCACGAAUAGAAUUUUACUCGGCGGUAAACUUAUAGUUCCUGUUAUCAAGCGUGGUUAA
This is a messenger RNA of Bipolaris maydis ATCC 48331, 1683 nucleotides long. Its product is annotated as Alpha/Beta hydrolase protein. The record is from RefSeq and is a predicted model, not a curated record. NCBI's taxonomy places the organism in Eukaryota, Fungi, Ascomycota, Dothideomycetes, Pleosporales, Pleosporaceae. Gene Ontology annotation, molecular function: dipeptidyl-peptidase activity.